Molecule: messenger RNA, 2478 nt
Organism: Capsella rubella
Lineage: Eukaryota; Viridiplantae; Streptophyta; Magnoliopsida; Brassicales; Brassicaceae
Product: somatic embryogenesis receptor kinase 1
Exons: 11
Coding region: 419-2296 (625 amino acids)
Biological process (GO): protein phosphorylation
Molecular function (GO): protein binding; ATP binding; protein kinase activity
Source: RefSeq, a predicted model, not a curated record
CUCUGGCAGGCUUUGUUGUUGCGGCUUCAUAACAAUUUUUCUUGUAAAGCUCUUUUGUUAUUAUUACUUCGCGUAGAUUUUUUUUUUCUUUUUUUUAAAAAAAGUUUAUUAUUUUUUCUCUUAUUCAACUUUUUGUUUAGCAGUAAGAGAGAGAGAGAGUGUGUGUGUGUUGUACUCUGUGAUUGAGAAAAGACGACGACGAGAACGCCGGAGAAUUAGGAUUUUUUCUUUCUUAUCUUAUUUUAUUUUACUCAAUGUUUGUUUACUGCUAAAUGGGUUUCUUCGAUAAAGUUGGGAUUUUGUAUUGAGUUUCGUCUCUGUUAAGUGCUGUUAAUGGUCAGAAUUUUUUUAGAGGUUAGGGUUUCUCGGAUCUGAUGAGAUUAAACCACGAUUUGGAAAUUAGCAUUGUUGUUUCCAAAUGAAGAUGAUUCGUGUGGUCUUCAUCUUGCUUUCGCUGAUCUUCCUUCCGCAUCAUUCACUCUGGCUUGCUUCUGCUAAUUUAGAAGGUGAUGCCUUGCAUACUUUAAGGGUCACUUUAGUUGAUCCGAACAAUGUCUUGCAGAGCUGGGAUCCCACGCUUGUGAAUCCUUGCACCUGGUUCCACGUCACCUGCAACAACGAGAACAGUGUCAUUAGAGUUGAUUUGGGAAAUGCAGAGUUGUCUGGCCAUUUAGUUCCGGAGCUUGGUGUCCUCAAGAAUUUGCAGUAUUUGGAGCUUUACAGUAACAACAUAACUGGCCCGAUUCCUAGUAAUCUUGGAAACCUGACAAACUUAGUAAGCUUGGAUCUUUACUUGAACAGCUUCACUGGUCCCAUCCCCGAAUCCUUGGGGAAGCUUUCAAAGCUGAGGUUUCUCCGGCUUAACAACAACAGUCUAACAGGGUCAAUUCCCAUGUCACUGACUAAUAUCACUACUCUUCAAGUAUUAGAUCUAUCAAAUAACCGACUCUCUGGUUCGGUUCCUGACAACGGCUCCUUCUCACUCUUCACACCCAUCAGUUUUGCUAAUAACUUAGACCUAUGUGGACCUGUUACAAGUCACCCAUGUCCUGGAUCUCCCCCAUUUUCUCCUCCGCCACCUUUUAUUCCACCACCACCAGUUUCCACUCCAAGUGGGUAUGGUAUAACUGGAGCAAUAGCUGGUGGAGUUGCUGCAGGUGCUGCAUUACUGUUUGCUGCUCCUGCAAUAGCCUUUGCUUGGUGGCGACGAAGAAAGCCACUAGAUAUUUUCUUCGACGUGCCUGCCGAAGAAGAUCCAGAGGUUCAUCUGGGACAGCUCAAGAGGUUUUCUUUGCGGGAGCUACAAGUGGCGAGCGACGGGUUUAGUAACAAAAAUAUUCUGGGCAGAGGUGGGUUCGGUAAAGUAUACAAGGGACGUUUGGCAGACGGAACUCUUGUUGCUGUCAAGAGACUGAAGGAAGAGCGAACACCAGGUGGAGAGCUCCAGUUUCAGACAGAAGUAGAAAUGAUAAGUAUGGCAGUUCAUCGAAACCUCUUAAGAUUAAGAGGUUUCUGUAUGACACCGACCGAGAGAUUGCUUGUUUAUCCUUACAUGGCCAACGGAAGCGUUGCUUCGUGUCUCAGAGAGAGGCCACCGUCACAGCCUCCACUUGAUUGGCCAACGCGGAAGAGAAUCGCUUUAGGCUCAGCUCGUGGUUUGUCUUACCUACACGAUCACUGUGAUCCGAAAAUCAUUCACCGUGAUGUAAAAGCAGCAAACAUCCUCUUAGACGAAGAAUUCGAAGCGGUUGUUGGAGAUUUCGGGCUGGCGAAGCUAAUGGACUACAAAGAUACUCACGUGACAACAGCAGUCCGUGGGACAAUCGGUCACAUCGCUCCUGAAUAUCUCUCCACGGGGAAAUCUUCAGAGAAAACUGACGUUUUCGGUUACGGCAUCAUGCUUCUAGAACUUAUCACAGGACAAAGAGCUUUUGAUCUAGCUCGGCUCGCAAACGAUGACGACGUCAUGUUGCUUGACUGGGUGAAAGGAUUGUUGAAGGAGAAGAAGCUAGAGAUGUUGGUGGAUCCAGAUCUUCAAACAAACUACGAGGAGAGAGAGCUGGAACAGGUGAUACAAGUGGCGUUGCUUUGCACGCAAGGAUCACCAAUGGAAAGACCAAAGAUGUCUGAAGUUGUAAGGAUGCUUGAAGGAGAUGGGCUUGCGGAGAAAUGGGACGAAUGGCAAAAAGUUGAGAUUUUGAGGGAAGAGAUUGAUAUGAGUCCUAAUCCUAACUCUGAUUGGAUCCUUGAUUCUACUUACAAUUUGCACGCUGUUGAGUUAUCUGGUCCACGGUAACUUCAAACAAAUAUAUUAUUGAACAAUAUUAAAAAAAAAAAAAAAAAUUACUAAGGUAGGUAGUUUUGUUCUUUUUACCCGUAAGUUUUUGUUUUUCUUCUAAUGAAUAUGAAUUUAGUAUUCAAGGAUUUGUGAUUUUGUGCUACGGUUCGAUAUAAUGAAAAAAUGUAAUUUGAUCUAAA